Molecule: messenger RNA, 1348 nt
Organism: Cuculus canorus (common cuckoo)
Lineage: Eukaryota; Metazoa; Chordata; Aves; Cuculiformes; Cuculidae
Gene: BPNT2
Product: 3'(2'), 5'-bisphosphate nucleotidase 2
Exons: 5
Coding region: 80-1132 (350 amino acids)
Biological process (GO): phosphatidylinositol phosphate biosynthetic process; skeletal system development
Cellular component (GO): endomembrane system
Molecular function (GO): 3'-nucleotidase activity
Source: RefSeq, a predicted model, not a curated record
CGGAUACAGACGGCGCUGCCUCCGCGCCGGCCCUGCCGAGGACAUGGGGCGGCGGUGAGCGCCCCGCAGCGCCGCAGCCAUGGCCCCCAUGGGCAUCCGCCUGUCGCCGCUCGGCAUGGCCGUGUUCUGUUUGCUGGGGCUCGGCGUCCUCUACCACCUCUACUCCGGCUUCCUGGCCGGCCGCUUCGCCUUCUUCAUGCUGAGCGAGCCGGCGGCCGGUGCGCCCGGCGGCGUCGUGGACCUGCGGGAGCUGCUGGCCGUGUCCGUGCUGGCGGCGGCGCGGGGCGGCGAGGAGGUGCGGCGGGUCCGCGAGGGGAACGUGCUCAACGCCAAGGCCAAGGGCAAGACGCGGGAGGGGGCCGACGAGCAGCUCACCAGCGGCGACCUCCUCUCCAACCGCAGGAUGUUCUACCUGCUCAAGAGCGCCUUCCCCGCCGUGCAGAUAAACUCUGAAGAACAUGUUGAUGCAGCUGAUCAGGAGACAGUCUCUUGGGAUCGCAGUAUUCCUGAGGAAAUAAAACAAAAAAUACAGCCUAAAGAGGUUCCAGCAGAAAGUGUUACUGUCUGGAUCGAUCCGUUAGAUGCUACACAAGAAUACACAGAGAAUCUUCGACAAUAUGUCACAACAAUGGUUUGCGUGGCUGUAAAUGGUAAACCAGUAAUAGGAGUGAUACACAAGCCUUUCUCAGCGUAUACAGUGUGGGCAAUGGUGGAUGGUGGGUCAAACGUAAAAGCUCGUUCCUCCUACAAUGAGAAAACUCCAAGGAUUAUUGUAUCCCGCUCCCAUGCAGGAAAAGUUGAGCAGCUUGCACAGCAGACAUUUGGAAAUAAGACUGUGAUAAUCCCCGCUGGUGGAGCAGGUUAUAAAGUGUUGGCCCUCCUUGAUGUGGCUGAUAAGAAUCAAGAAGAAGCUGACAUAUAUAUCCAUGUCACCUACAUUAAGAAGUGGGACAUAUGUGCUGGAAAUGCAGUGUUGAGAGCAUUGGGUGGCCAUAUGACUACCCUGACUGGUGAAGAAAUUACUUACACUGGCUCAGAUGGCAACGAGGGAGGACUUAUAGCCAGUAUCAACAUGAACCAUAAAGCACUAAUUGAAAAACUUCCAGAUCUGGAAAAAACAUCACACAAUUAAACUUGACUGAUGGAGAAGUACAAGUCGUGCUUUUGUGGCCUCCAGGUGCUCUGUCUGAAGAAGCAGAUAUGAAAACCUGCUGGGAAAGAUGCACAGCAAAGCAAAGGAGCUUGGUGUGGGUUUGGGGACUAUAUUGUGCAUUGGGUUUCUUCGAUGGUGGUAUUUAAAAAAAGAAUAAAAUAAUAAUCAGAAGUAGGAAGGGGACUGACUGCCUCA